CGAUCAAUUCUCAGAUCCAAGAACUUUCUCUUUUCCUUGCAACUUGUCAGACCGCUCGGCCGUUAUUCUUAGCGAAUUAUUUAGCCAUUAAGCUGCUGACAUCACAUCUUUCAUCCACUAUGUCUGUUUUGGACAAGUACGGUCCCGAGGUGCAGAAAGUCCCUGCAGAUGCCCCCAUUGAAGACAUCAUUGCACUUCUCAAGCGUGAUGGAGGUGUUUUCGUGAAAGGUCUUAUUUCUGAGGCAGAUGUUGAUAAGGCGUAUGAUGAGUGUCGAGCACGCUUAGACUCGGAUGUUGAAUGGGCGGGCAACUUCUUCCCCAAGGAGACGCAACGGGCGCCAAGCCUCCUGGCUCUCAGCCCUACAUACGCCCGAUCCCAGGUCAUGAACCCAGUCUAUCAACAAGUCGUCAAUCAUUUCCUUACUACGCGAAGUUGGUUCUGGUGGGGUACCGAACGGAAGGAGUCGGUUUCCAAACCUUACUUGCAUUCUUGCACAGCUAUGAGAAUUGGUCCUGGAGGUAAGGCGCAGCCACUCCAUCGCGACGACUAUAUCAGUCAUAACGUCCAUACCAAUAAUGAAAAAUGGGAUGAUGAGCGUGAUGUCAAUCGUGAAUCUGCCGUUGGGUUGUUUGUUGCUGGGUCGAAAGUUACGAAGGAGAAUGGCGGUACGCAGUUUAUCCAAGGGAGUCAUCUAUGGGGCUCAGAACGAGGUCCUCCGCGUGUUGAGGAUUGCAUUUUUGCCGAGAUGGACAAAGGCGAUGCGUUCAUCAUGCUUGCUUCAGCAUAUCAUGGCGGAGGAACUAAUUCUACCAACAAUGAGCACCGUUUAAUCUUUGCUACCUUUUCUAUCCGUGGAUUCUUGCGACAAGAAGAGAACCAAUUUCUCUCUGUUCCUAGAGAAACAGCGAUGAAGCUGGAUCAGGAUAUACAGGCAUUCAUGGGCUAUUCGAUGAGUGAUCCGGCAUGCGGUUAUGUUGAACAAAUAGAUCCGAUAUACUUGCUUCGACCGGAACUUGAGAAAGGCCCAUCGGACUUUUAAAAAAGCUGAAUCAAUUUCAAGACAAGUAAUGACUUGUAUGACUACAGUAGUUGAAAGCUGAG
Fusarium redolens is the source of this 1102-nucleotide messenger RNA. RefSeq lists its product as uncharacterized. The transcript has 3 exons. Lineage: Eukaryota; Fungi; Ascomycota; Sordariomycetes; Hypocreales; Nectriaceae. The record is from RefSeq and is a predicted model, not a curated record. The coding region runs from base 120 to 1040 and encodes 306 amino acids.